UAUCCUAUAACCUAAAAAUGGCUGCGAUCCGCAACCUCGCCCGGUUUACGGAAAGGGCGAAGUUUUUGAACAAGUGCUAUUUCGCCAGUCAGAAUGGCAUCCAGAGGUCAUUCUCCACGAAUGGGGCAGUUAUAGGGCUGUCGCGAGAGACACAAGCCUUAGUAAAAUUCGGUCUGAUCAGCGCGGCUACCGGCGUCGCAGUGGGUGCAGGUUAUGCAUAUUACAGGAUCAACGAAACCCGAAAGAACAUCGCUCUGGAAGGAACGGAGUUGAAUACUGUAUUGCUCGAGCACAAGCCGCCUAUCACUCCGUCUCGGAAGAUUGUGUACUCGGGGGACACCACUGGUUUGAAACUUACGUUAUUCCAGUAUCAGACUUGUCCUUUCUGCUGUAAGGUUAGAGCAUUCUUGGAUUAUUAUGGGAUAUCUUAUGACAUUGUGGAGGUAGAUCCAGUACUCCGAAAAGAAAUUGGAUGGUCUUUGUAUAAGAAAGUUCCAAUCCUUUUGACCCAAGUGGAAAGUGGUUAUCAGCCCUUGAAUGACAGUACUAUGAUAGUGUCACUUCUUGCCUCCUAUCUAUAUGAUAGGUCACAAAAGAUUGAAGAGUUUGCUGAUUAUUAUCCAAGUAUAGGCAUGCAUGACGAAACUGGCAAAUUCAAAUACGAAAUCAUAAAUAAAUAUUUCCUCAUGUUCAAUAACCAACUUCCAAAAAACAGAACAAUGGACGAUAUUAUUGAAGAACGUAAGUGGAGGAAGUGGGCAGAUGAUGUAUUUGUCCACACUCUUUCGCCAAAUGUCUAUAGAACACUCGAUGAAUCCUACAAAACUUUCAAUUGGUUCUCGGAAAUUGGCAAAUGGGAGGAAUAUUUCCCAAUGUGGGAGCGACUGUUAAUAGUGAAUGUAGGCGCGAUGGCAAUGUGGUUAAUAGGGAAGAGACUUAAGAAGAGACACCGUCUAAAAAAUGAUGUGCGACAAUCAUUGUACGAUGAGGCGAAUUACUGGUUGCGUGGCAUCAAGGCACGUGGCACCAUAUUCAUGGGCGGCAACAAGCCUGAUUUAUCUGAUUUAGCGAUAUAUGGUAUUUUGAAGAGUAUUGAAGGCUGUGAUGCUUUCCAAGAUUUGAAGACUCAUACGAACAUCGGCGUUUGGUACAAUGCUAUGAAGGAGCAAGUUGAUGCACAUUCUGGUAGUGCAAAUUUGAGUAGAUAAUAAUUGAU
Messenger RNA from Atta colombica, 1216 nucleotides. It is a transcript of the gene Su(P), whose product is annotated as prostaglandin E synthase 2. Bases 18 to 1208 code for a protein of 396 amino acids. Gene Ontology annotation, molecular function: prostaglandin-E synthase activity. NCBI's taxonomy places the organism in Eukaryota, Metazoa, Arthropoda, Insecta, Hymenoptera, Formicidae. Gene Ontology annotation, cellular component: mitochondrion. The transcript is spliced from 5 exons. The record is from RefSeq and is a predicted model, not a curated record.